Molecule: messenger RNA, 1440 nt
Organism: Haliotis rubra (blacklip abalone)
Lineage: Eukaryota; Metazoa; Mollusca; Gastropoda; Lepetellida; Haliotidae
Product: beta-1,3-galactosyltransferase 5-like
Exons: 2
Coding region: 413-1429 (338 amino acids)
Cellular component (GO): membrane
Molecular function (GO): hexosyltransferase activity
Source: RefSeq, a predicted model, not a curated record
UACACCAAUGAAAUGAGAAACUGGAGGGAGAACAUGUCUUCUUCCCUAUGGUUUGGUUGUUUCAUUGUUGUUGUCAUUCUAAGCAAUGUUCUUGCUGUAUAUCGGCAACCUGCCAACAGUCGAGUCUGGAACAGUCAAGCCAACAACGUCAAGGUACAGUAACACGAGAUGAAGGAAGUAGCUGAGCCAGAUUAUUUCCAUAUCUAGUCAGUCGUCUCGUGGGACGGAUAUAGGUGACGUUGUACCUUGAAUCCCUGCGGAGGACCUGUAACUGUGAAAAGAAUGUGACCUGCCUGCACAAGAGCAAGAUAACAUCAAAUAAACGUACCUAUUGACAUUUGUACCCAAGCUGGUACUAUUGUGAUAAAACUUAAUACAUACAAAUUCCACAUUUCAAAGAGGGACUUCGACCAUGCGUUUGGCUUGGAACAUCAUAUUCGCCUGUUUCAUUUGUGUUCAGAUCUGUGUGUCACUUGUCAUUUUGAUGGCUCUUGGAUUCCGUCCAAGACAGAAUACGAUCAUCUUUGAUGAACUGCAGCAUUUUAGUAGAGACUGGGAUAAAGAACUAAAUGCUAAACACACGAAAAUGCCAAACGAACGUGAUUGUAUGCUCACACGACAUAUUAACGAUGCUUAUAUUGGCGUUGUUCGUGAGAACGCGCUGCUGUGUCGCGGAGUUUCACAGGUGGACGUUGUAUUUAUUGUCCACAGCUCUCCUGAGCAUUAUGAUCGUCGGGAAAUACUUCGGGGUAUUUUUAAGAAGGAAAAUGCAUUCCAAAAUUAUACCGUGCGACUUGUUUUUCUAAUUGGACAAAGGAACAACGUGAAAAUUGAAGAAAUAGUCAACCAAGAAUUCAUCCAGCACGGGGACAUUGUCCAAGGUCGGUUUCUGGACAGCUACAAAAACCUUACGUAUAAAGCUGUCAUGGGUGUGAAAUGGAUCAGCCAUAACUGCAGGAACGUCAAAUACGUCAUCAAAAUGGAUGACGACGUUUACGUUUCUUUUCGAAUGUUUUUCACACACAUUUAUCGGCAAUAUCUUCAUGAUACGAGGGUUUUAUGUUGGUCGUGGAAGAGUUCAACAGUUCUUGUCAACAGAAAGGGGAAGUGGUCAGUGGAUAAGGACGAUUUAAGGCAUUAUAAUCUGUUUCCUUUGGAUUAUUGCAGUGGAUUUGCUGUCAUUAUACCAGGCGCGAUAAUUCCAGCUCUGUAUAAAGCAACUAGACUCGUUCCCUUCUUAUGGAUCGAUGACUACUUCCUGACUGGCAUGACGCGUGCUUUAGUAACAAAACUGCAUGAUCUAGGUCCAUAUCAUCACUAUGUCAUUUUUCCGCAAGACCGGAUGACUUGCAUGAAAAAUCCGAAACUUUGCAAAACAGUCUUUUCGCCAAAUACUAAGAUCAGAAGACUACCAGUAGUAAAGACAUAAUAUCCACCACG